AACAAACGUCUUUUCAACAAAUUCCCACACUGCAACAAUCAACAAUUCAUUUUGAUUUCACCCCUUUUUCUUUUGGAUUAACAACGGGUUGGGGUUGUGUUGUGUGGUCUAAUAAAAAAGAAAAAAGUUGGGAGGAGAAAGAAUUAGAAUUCCCAGAGGUGGCAGGCGGCAGCACUGUGUGCACAGUAACAGCAGCAGCAGCAGCAGCAGCAGCAGCCAACACCACAGCACCAUAAAAUAAAAACACUUCUGCCAUUUUCGAUUUCCGAGCUUACCACCACCACCAUCUCCCUCUCUCUUUCUCUCUCUUCUGUAUAAUAGGCGCUUCUCCCAUCACUAUUACAGAAAUAAUACACACUGAUUCUAGUAUAUCUUUUGAGAUCCAUCUAUUUCUCUGUGUUCAUUGUGGGUUUCUGUUUUUUACUGGGACGACAUAGAAAACCGAUUCUUGACAUGUCCACAGUCUCAUUCUCUUCUUUUCUUUUUAACUCUUGCGGAUGUUUAAAGACCCCUUAGGUGCCUUGAGAACCAACUGGCUCUCUUCUUCUUCGUUUUUUUUUUUUGGAGAGAGAAGUAAAUAGAGAGAGAGCCUCCUCUUUCAUAUGUUCUCUCUCUUCUAGUAGUGCUUUGAGAGCCCUUUUUUUUAAAAAAAUAAAAAAAAAAGUUUUAGGCUGUUCUCGUCUUCCACUUGUGUAAUUCUUGGAGACCCUUUUGUUGAAAUUCGGUUUCUUUUCGGUAUUUAAGGGCGAAGCACAGAGAAUCUGCGAGAACAUUAGGCACCAGCUGCAGCAAGCUUCUUCAAGUAUUGAGGGCAGGCUAAAAGUUGAGUGUAUCUGGUAACUUACUGUAUGGCAAGGCAAAAAAGCUGGGAAAUUCCACAGUAAUCCAGUGCCAAAAAAGGGAUGAAUUUUGUUGCUUUCUGUGAAAAUCAGGAGUUUUGCGUGGUUGAUUUCACCUUCCAUUAGGUGAAAGUUUGGAGCUUUUUAGCGUGAAUAAUUAUAAUAAUUCAAAGGAGGGGUUUACUGCUUCUCUUCCAAGUGGUACUCAAGGGUGGUUUCUUGUGUGGGAAAAGAGAGAAAGAAGGAAAAAAAACAGACCUAUAAUUUUGUCAGUUUGCAUAUGAUUUAUGCAUACAAGGCUGCUUAGCUUUCGUUGAGCUAUUUUGGCUGUUACCUUUUUUUAUAAGGUAAGUGGUAGAAGUGUGUUUCUCAGCCAUCUAAAGGCCCAAGAAUCUUCUCCCUCAAUCAAGAUCGUUCAUCUUAUCCUUCUGAGAUCACUAGGAAGAUUAUUAUUAUUAUUAAAAUAAAACAAUAUCCGAAGUAAGAACAAUUUAACUCGGGCUUCAGAGAAUCUCUGUCAGCUCUCUGGUGGGAGUCAUAAAAGAGCAGUUCAGUGUAUUCAAGAAUACACAGUAUUGGCGGGGUGUUUGUUUGAUUUUCUUUGAAGGGGCUUCAGUAUUUCUUGUAGUUCAGGGAGAAUGGCUAUGGUGGUACAGCAGCACAGGGAGAGUAGCAGUGGGAGCAUUAGCAAGCAUCUUGAUGCCGGAAAGUAUGUCCGGUACACGGCGGAGCAGGUGGAGGCCUUGGAGAGGGUGUAUGCUGAGUGCCCCAAACCCAGCUCUUUGCGCCGGCAGCAGUUGAUCCGGGAAUGCCCUAUUCUUUCAAACAUUGAGCCUAAACAGAUCAAAGUAUGGUUCCAAAACCGCAGGUGUCGAGAGAAGCAGCGGAAAGAAUCUACCAGACUGCAGAGUGUGAACAGAAAAUUGACUGCUAUGAACAAGCUACUGAUGGAGGAAAAUGAUCGUCUCCAGAAGCAGGUGUCGCAGCUGGUAUGCGAGAAUGGGUACAUGCGACAACAGCUACACACUGCAGCUGCUCCUACCAAUGAUGCAAGUUGUGAGUCAGCGGUCACUACCCCUCAACAUUCUCUCAGAGAUGCUAAUAACCCUGCUGGACUCCUCUCAAUUGCGGAGGAGACCUUGGCAGAGUUCCUUUCCAAGGCUACAGGAACUGCUGUCGAUUGGGUCCAGAUGCCUGGGAUGAAGCCUGGUCCGGGUUCGGUUGGGAUCUUUGCCAUUUCACAAAGUUGUAGUGGAGUGGCAGCUCGAGCCUGCGGUCUUGUAAGUUUAGAACCUUCAAAGAUUGCAGAGAUCCUUAAAGAUCGUUCAUCUUGGUUCCGUGACUGUCGGAGCCUUGAGGUUUUCACUAUGUUUCCUGCCGGAAAUGGAGGAACAAUCGAACUGUUGUAUACACAGACAUAUGCCCCAACUACUUUGGCUCCUGCUCGUGAUUUUUGGACUUUGAGAUACACGACGACCUUGGAAAAUGGCAGUCUUGUGGUAUGCGAGAGGUCGCUUUCUGGUACCGGAGCUGGCCCGAAAGCAGCUGCUGCUUUGCAGUUUGUGAGAGCUGAAAUGCUUCCAUCAGGAUAUUUGAUCCGGCCAUAUGAGGGUGGCGGGUCCAUCAUUCACAUUGUAGAUCACCUUAAUCUGGAGGCAUGGAGCGUGCCGGAGGUGCUACGGCCACUUUAUGAAUCUUCAAAAGUCGUGGCACAGAAAACGACUAUUGCUGCACUAAAAUAUAUCCGGCAGAUAGCCCAGGAGACGAGUGGUGAGGUAGUAUAUGGUCUUGGCAGGCAGCCAGCUGUUCUUCGGACUUUUAGCCAGAGGUUAAGCAGGGGCUUUAAUGAUGCUAUUAACGGGUUCAAUGAUGAUGGAUGGUCAAUAUUGAACUGCGAUGGAGCUGAAGAUGUAGUAGUCGCCAUCAAUUCAGCUAAGAGCGUGACUGCUAGUUCAGAUACUCUAUCGGUGCUCGGAGGUGUUCUCUGUGCAAAAGCAUCUAUGCUGAUUCAGAACGUUCCGCCAGCAGUGCUGGUUCGCUUUCUAAGGGAGCACCGAUCGGAGUGGGCAGACUUCAAUGUUGAUGCCUAUGCUGCCGCAGCUUUGAAAAACACGUACGCAUAUCCCGGAAUGAGGCCUACUAGAUUUACAGGAAGCCAAAUUAUCAUGCCACUGGGUCACACGAUUGAACAUGAAGAGAUGCUUGAAGUUAUUCGGUUGGAAGGACACUCACUCAGUCAUGAAGAUGCUUUUAUGUCGAGGGACAUUCAUCUUCUACAGAUGUGCAGUGGAAUUGAUGAAAAUGCAGUCGGGGCCUGUUCCGAGCUCAUUUUUGCACCAAUCGAUGAGAUGUUUCCAGAUGAUGCGCAGUUGCUGCCUUCUGGUUUUCGUUUAAUUCCACUCGACUCAAAGCCAGGUGAUUUCCAGGACUCCUUGACUUCACAUAAAACACUAGAUUUGACGUCAAGCCUGGAAGUUGGUCCUGCGACGAGCAAUAACGGAAAAAAUGCGGCAGCAUCUUGCAGUGCACGAUCGAUACUGACUAUUGCCUUCCAGUUCCCAUUUGAGAAUAAUUUACAGGAAAAUGUAGCUACGAUGGCCCGCCAAUAUGUUCGCAGUGUGAUUUCCUCUGUGCAGAGGGUCGCGAUGGCCAUAUCUCCAUCGGGAUUGAGCCCUACGGUUGGUUCAAAACUUUCUCCAGCUUCUCCUGAAGCUCUGACCCUCGCCCAUUGGAUCUGCCAAAGCUAUAGCUACCAUACUGGAGCCGAGUUGCUUAGGUCUGAUGCUUCGAGUAGUGAAGCAGUGUUGAAAACACUUUGGCAUCACCAAGAUGCCGUUUUAUGCUGCUCAUUGAAGGAUGUCCCUGUUUUCACAUUUGCGAACCAGGCUGGGCUGGACAUGCUGGAGACUACGCUAGUUGCUUUGCAAGACAUCACUUUAGAGAAGAUAUUCGACGACGCUGGACACAAGGCUUUGUUCUCGGAAUUCGCCAAGAUCAUGCAACAGGGAUUCACUCACUUGCCUGGCGGCAUCUGCAUGUCGACAAUGGGAAGGCACGUCUCAUACGAACAAGCCAUCGUGUGGAAAGUUUUCGCAGGAGAAGAAACGACAGUCCACUGCUUAGCUUUCUCCUUUGUGAACUGGUCCUUUGUGUAAAUGGAUGCUCGUGUGAAUUGAGGAGAGUUGUCUUCUUGGAAAAGGUGGUCGUUUAUUAUCGUCGGUGAAGGGUUUGGAGGAAGAAGCUAGUAGGUUUCCCAUGUCUGCAUCUUUCGUUGAUCCAAUCUAAUUCUUUUGGUGCUUUUGAGAUUUUCGAUCCUCCUAUGUACAUGCUGCUGUCGAAACCUUCACAAUCUAUGCAAGAAGUUCUUCACUUCAGAAUCAGCAAUC
Molecule: messenger RNA, 4225 nt
Organism: Sesamum indicum (sesame)
Lineage: Eukaryota; Viridiplantae; Streptophyta; Magnoliopsida; Lamiales; Pedaliaceae
Product: homeobox-leucine zipper protein REVOLUTA
Molecular function (GO): lipid binding; DNA binding; DNA-binding transcription factor activity
Source: RefSeq, a predicted model, not a curated record